Messenger RNA from Conger conger (European conger), 2284 nucleotides. RefSeq names its product beta-1,3-N-acetylgalactosaminyltransferase 2 (gene b3galnt2). Gene Ontology annotation, cellular component: membrane. The transcript has 12 exons. Gene Ontology annotation, molecular function: hexosyltransferase activity. The coding region runs from base 141 to 1628 and encodes 495 amino acids. Lineage: Eukaryota; Metazoa; Chordata; Actinopteri; Anguilliformes; Congridae. The record is from RefSeq and is a predicted model, not a curated record.
CGCAAUGAGCAGACAUGGGGUAUUCGGAGCCGGAAUGUAUCGCGUUCAGAAACUGAGUAAUGCCGUUCGGAGAAAUUCUACCAACCUCGUUAGCGCACUUAGCCCAUUAAACGCUUGGAUUUACAACAAGGAGUCUGUCCAUGCGAAGCUUAGCAUUGCUGUUGUGUCCGUGCGUUAUCGCGGUGGUGGUGCAUCUCUGGCUGGUAGCAAACAGAACUGCCUUCUUGUUGGAUCUCAAGGAUACAGAUCGACAGCCGUCAUCCCUGGAAGUUCUGGUGGGAGUGCUGUCCGCACGCCAUCACCAUGAUCUCCGGGACGCGAUAAGGGAGACUUGGCUGGGCUACAUCAAGCAGCACCCGCAGUUCCGUCAUCGGGUGGCUGUGAAGUUUAUCGUUGGAAGCCAUGGCUGUCCAAUACCUCAAGAGGACAGGGAGGAUCCAUACUCAUGUACCUUGCUGAACCUCACUGAUCCAGUGAAUGGACAGGAAGUGGUGGUGCUCCCCGUGCCUGACGCCUCCGUGCUGGCGCCCUCCGAGGUGUCCGCGGUCAGCCUGGACCUCAAGGUCCUGCACCCCGUGGUGAUCACCCGCCUGGGGGUGUUCCCCCAUGGCCCCGACAUGGAGCUCCGGGGUAACGUGACAGUCACACUCUUCCAGGUGGACCAGGAGGAACCUGUGGUGACCGCUCAUUUCAGCCCCGUGAGUACAGGGACCAGUAUGAAUGGGGUGUGGUAUAAGGCAGUGGAGCAGUUCAUUCUGCCGAAGGGCUUUGAAGGAACUCUGGUUUGGGAGAGUUUGGACUCUACUGAUCUGGUGACUGCAAACGUCUCCAGGGUUCAGUUCAACAAUGGGGGAGGUGUAUUGAGAAUAAUGUCUAUUGAAGAAGGAACGUUGCCUCACAGAACUGCUCUUGGCUUUCCUGGUGUGGCAGGAGGGUUUAUGUUCUCGGUCUAUGAUGUGGAAGUGCUGCAGGAGAUGCUGAGGGGACGACCUGAGCGGCUGCAGGAUCAGGCCUCCAGGCUCAGACUGGAAGAUCAAGCUCUGGAUCAGGAGAGCCAUCGCCAUGGAGACAUGGUGUUUGUAGAUGUGAUUGACACCUACAGGAAUGUGCCUUCCAAACUGCUGCAGUUCUAUAACUGGUCAAUAGGAAAUGCUGACUUCAGCCUCCUCCUGAAGACGGAUGAUGAUUGCUAUAUCGAUGUGGACGCAGUAUUAAUGAAGAUAGACCACAAGCGACUCCGCAGGAGCAGUUUCUGGUGGGGAAAUUUCAGGCAGAGCUGGGCUGUGGACCGUGUUGGGAAGUGGCAGGAGUUGGAGUAUACCAGCCCAGUGUAUCCGGCUUUUGCCUGUGGCUCUGGGUACGUGGUGUCGCGAGACCUGGUGGAGUGGCUGGCCAAUAACGCAAACAGACUCAAGGCUUACCAGGGUGAGGAUGUAAGUAUGGGCAUAUGGAUGGCUGCUGUUGGGCCAGGAAAGUAUCAGGACUCGGGCUGGCUGUGUGAGAAACACUGCUACCUGGACAUGCUGUCCUCACCACAGCACUCACCGGAGGAGCUGCGGUCCCUGUGGGACAGGAAGAGGGUGUGCGGGGAUCCGUGCGGCUGCCCCUGGGGUCACCCUGACCUCUGACCUCUGUGACUCACGGGCAGUCUGAACUGAGACGAGAGCUGAGAGCUGUGUUCUGUCCCCCCACUCCCCCUCCACCGUCUCCUGACUGUGGCUGCAUGGUUGUCAGGAGCCCAUCUGGGUGUGUUUCAUGCCACUGCUGUGUACUUGAUGUCACUCAGGAGGAUUCUUGCAAGAGCUCAUUCGACGGACGUAGACUUGAUUAUUCCACGUCUGGACAAAUUAAUAUUUUUUAUAAAUUAAAUGAGGCCAUUGAAGAAUUAGCAAGCAGUGUGUUACAGUAUAACAGUGACUGAUAGUAUUGCGUAGACUUUGCUUGUAUUUUGAGUUGCAUUUUAUUGUUUUUUAGAUGUUCUAUGUCAGAUGAAUAUGCUUUUUUUGUUGAUUAGAGAAUGACAUUAUGCAGCUUUGCUACUGUGCAUUCAAUUUUGUGUUCAUGUUUGUGUCUGUGGCCUUGUCAGACACAAGCCGUUUGCCUCUGGGCUGAAUUGAGUGAUCUGCUAUGUACAGUGGAGUAUUUUAGGGAAUGGCUAGCGCGCACAACCCUUUUCCCACGUGUCGUGUCUGAAGAAGAUGCUGUGCCACUCUGAAAUGUAACAAAGAAGACAAGGCUGUGAAUAGUUCUGCUCCGAUAUGACUCACACAUAUGACUAGCACAG